This is a messenger RNA of Brassica napus (rape), 1659 nucleotides long. RefSeq lists its product as uncharacterized. Lineage: Eukaryota; Viridiplantae; Streptophyta; Magnoliopsida; Brassicales; Brassicaceae. Bases 1 to 1659 code for a protein of 552 amino acids. The record is from RefSeq and is a predicted model, not a curated record. The transcript has 2 exons.
AUGGGUCUCUACCGCAUCAAAGUCAAGAGUGCGAUUUCAGAGAAUUACUUUGAUCAGCUUUUAAGUAUGGUUCAUGACAUGCUUCCCAACGGUAAUGUUCUUCCAACAUCAACAUUUGAGAUAAAGAAGUUCUUGAAGAUAUUUGGUUUUGGAUAUGAUGUCAUCCAUGCGUGUAAGAAUGACUGCAUUCUUUACCGGAAAGAGUAUGAGGAUAUGAGUAGCUGCCCAAGAUGUAGGGCUUCAAGAUGGGAGGUUGAUAAGCAUUCUGGUGAGACAAAGAAUGAGAUUCCAGCAAAGAUACUCAGGUAUUUCCCUAUAAAAGAAAGAUUCAAGAGGAUGUUUAGAUCUGAGAUGAUGUCUACGAAUUUGCAAUGGCAUUUCAGUAAGGCUUCUGAAGAUGGAACAAUGAGACACCCGGUUGACUUAUUGACAUGGGCUCAGGUCAAUGCUAGAUGGCCACUUUUCGCAGCUGAACCAAGAAACCUAAGACUUGGUAUAUCUACAGAUGGGAUGAACCCGUUUUCUAUUCAAAAUACCAAGUAUAGCACCUGGCCAGUCUUGUUAGUGAACUACAAUAUGCCUCCCACGAUGUGUAUGAAGUCAGAGAACAUAAUGGUAACCCUUCUGAUACCUGGACAAACUGCACCAAGUAACAACAUCGAUGUUUAUCUUGCUGCUUUGAUUGAUGAUCUGAAUGAUUUGUGGAAUGAAGGUAUCCAGAUAUAUGACGCAUUAUCCAAGGAGAAUUUCACACUUAAGGCUAUACUAUUGUGGACUAUCAACGACUAUCAAGGUUUGGGGACCUUGUCUGGUUGCAAAGUAAAAGGGAAACAAGGAUGUAAUGUAUGUGGGAAGGAUACACCUUGUAGGUGGUUGAAGUUUAGUCGUAAGUACGUCUAUUUGGGAAAUAGGAAACGACUCAGGCCUGGUCAUCCUUACCGACACCGAAGAGUUUGGAUUGACAACACUGUGGAGAAAGGGACUGCUAAUAGAAUUCAAACAAGAGCUGAAAUAUUUGAGCUGCUUAAGGAUUAUAAGAAUGAGUUUGGGAAACCUUUGGAGAAGAAAAGCAAAAGGAAAAGAUCAGGUGUGUGUGAUGUUGAAGAGCUUACCCAUGAAGAAUAUGAAGAAGACUCUAAUCAAUGGAGGUGGAAGAAACGUUCUAUUCUAUUUGAUUUACCUUACUGGAAGGAUAUGCCGGUGCGUCAUAACAUCGACGUAAUGCAUGUGGAAAAGAAUGUCUUUGAUGCCAUUCUUUCCUUUUUGAUGCACAAUGCUAAGUCAAAAGAUGGUGUGAAAGCAAAACAAGAUUUGGAGGACAUAUGGAUUCGAAGUAACUUACACACUCAACUACGUGGAAAGAAAACGUAUUUACCCCCAGCUGCUAAUGAGCUGAGCAAGGAAGAGAAGAAGAGAUUCUGCAAGAGAUUAUCUGAAUUCAGAGGACCAGAUGGCUACUGUGCGAAUAUUCCAAACUGUGUCUCACUUGAUCAUCCUCUGAUUGGUGGUCUGAAGUCUCAUGAUCAUCAUGUUCUUCUGCAUAACUUGUUACCAGCUGCAUUGAGAGGGUUGUUGCCAAAAGGACCUAGGACUGCAGUUAGUAGAUUAUGCAACUUCUUCAGUAGACUAUGUCAGCGUGUAGUUGACCAGAGAAGCUAA